This is a messenger RNA of Ochotona princeps (American pika), 674 nucleotides long. RefSeq names its product anaphase-promoting complex subunit 15-like. The record is from RefSeq and is a predicted model, not a curated record. Gene Ontology annotation, biological process: regulation of mitotic cell cycle spindle assembly checkpoint. Gene Ontology annotation, cellular component: anaphase-promoting complex. Bases 9 to 371 code for a protein of 120 amino acids. Lineage: Eukaryota; Metazoa; Chordata; Mammalia; Lagomorpha; Ochotonidae. The transcript has a single exon.
UAGGAGCCAUGUCCACUUUAUUCCCCAACCUCUUUCCCCGUGUGACCGAGACCCUGUGGUUUAAUCUGGACCGACCCUGUGUGGAGGAGACAGAGCUGCAGCAGCAAGAACAGCAGCACCAGGCCUGGCUCCAAAGCAUCGCUGAGAAAGACAACCAUCUGGUUCCUAUCGGCAAGCCAGCCUCGGAGCACUAUGAUGACGAGGAAGAAGAUGAUGAAGAUGAUGAGGACAGUGAGGAGGACUCCGAGGAUGACAAGGACAUGCAGGACAUGGACGAGAUGAAUGACUACAAUGAGUCGCCUGAUGACGGCGAGGUCAACGAGGUGGACAUGGAAGGCAACGAACAGGAUCAGGACCAGUGGAUGAUCUAGGUAGACGAGGCAGGGUGGCCUCAGGGCGAUUCCAGGCCAACCCAACGUACCUUACACCUCCUCUGCCAUGUCCCCAAGCCCACAGCCUGCAGACCCAGCUGUCGGGCCCCGUGGUCGGAAGGCUCAGCCUGGGAGCCCCCCUCAGCUGCUGCCAGGACCUGGAUCCUUGGCCUCUCCUGGCUAUACAUCUGCUCUUGAACUCCCAGGGCCUGAGCCGGCCCUGCCUUCUUGGCCAGUACUUUACCCUUUGGCUGCCAGGUCUGAGUUCCAUCCAACCCUCUUCAAUAAAGACACAGGACUGAG